This is a messenger RNA of Lampris incognitus (smalleye Pacific opah), 3115 nucleotides long. It is a transcript of the gene cat, whose product is annotated as catalase. Bases 104 to 1687 code for a protein of 527 amino acids. Gene Ontology annotation, molecular function: catalase activity; heme binding. The transcript has 13 exons. Gene Ontology annotation, cellular component: peroxisome; cytoplasm; mitochondrion. Lineage: Eukaryota; Metazoa; Chordata; Actinopteri; Lampriformes; Lampridae. The record is from RefSeq and is a predicted model, not a curated record. Gene Ontology annotation, biological process: hydrogen peroxide catabolic process; response to hydrogen peroxide.
CCCUCCCCAAGCGAGCGCGGUUGUUGUCCCGGAGAACGUCCGACUUGCGUCACAUUUGUCAGCGUCCGUCCAGGUGUGCAGAACCGAGCUGCCGGCGGUCGAAAUGGCGGAGAACAGAGACAAGUCUUGCGACCAGAUGAAGCUGUGGAAGGAGAGCCGCGGGCUUCAGAAGCCAGAUACACUGACCACAGGGGCCGGGAUCCCCAUUGGGGACAAGUUGAAUGAGCAGACAGCGGGACCCAGGGGUCCUCUGCUGGUCCAGGAUGUGGUCUUCACAGAUGAGAUGGCUCACUUCGACCGGGAGCGCAUUCCAGAGCGGGUGGUCCACGCUAAAGGAGCAGGUGCCUUUGGCUACUUCGAGGUGACUCAUGACAUCACUCGCUUCUGCAAGGCCAAGCUGUUCGAACACGUGGGCAAGACGACGCCGAUCGCCGUCCGCUUCUCCACCGUGGCCGGCGAGUCGGGCUCCGCUGACACGGUGCGUGACCCGCGAGGUUUCGCUGUGAAGUUCUACACCGAGGAGGGAAACUGGGACCUGACGGGGAACAACACCCCCAUCUUCUUCAUCCGGGACGCCCUGCUGUUCCCCUCCUUCAUCCACUCCCAGAAGCGAAACCCCCAGACCCACAUGAAGGACCCCGACAUGGUGUGGGACUUCUGGAGCCUGAGGCCCGAGAGUCUGCAUCAGGUGUCCUUCCUGUUCAGUGAUCGCGGUAUUCCCGAUGGCUUCCGCCACAUGAACGGCUACGGCUCCCACACCUUCAAGCUGAUCAAUGCCGAGGGCCAGCCCAUCUACUGCAAGUUCCAUUACAAGACUGAUCAAGGAAUAAAGAACCUGCCCGUGGAGGAGGCAGAACGACUGGCGUCCACUAACCCAGACUAUGCCAUCGGAGACCUCUUCAACGCCAUCGCCAACGGCAACUUCCCCUCCUGGACCUUCUACGUCCAGGUUAUGACCUUUGACCAGGCAGAGGAGUUCAAGUUCAACCCCUUCGAUCUGACCAAGGUGUGGUCCCACAAAGAGUACCCGCUGAUCCCCGUGGGGAAGAUGGUGCUCAACAGAAACCCCAUCAACUACUUUGCUGAGGUGGAGCAGCUGGCCUUUGACCCCAGUAACAUGCCGCCGGGCGUCGAGCCCAGCCCCGACAAGAUGCUUCAGGGUCGUCUGUUCUCUUACCCCGACACGCACCGACACCGGCUGGGGGCCAACUACCUCCAGCUCCCCGUCAACUGCCCCUACAAGGCCCGCGUGGCCAACUACCAGCGAGACGGCCCCAUGUGCAUGUUCGACAACCAGGGUGGCGCGCCCAACUACUACCCCAACAGCUUCAGCGCCGCAGACACCCAGCCUCGCUUCAUGGAGUCCAAGUUCAAGGUGUCUCCAGACGUGUGGCGCUACAACAGCGCCGAUGACGACAACGUCACACAGGUGAGCACCUUCUACCGCGAGGUGCUGAACGAGGAGGAGCGGCAGAGACUCUGUCAGAAUCUGGCCGGCGCCCUGAAAGGAGCCCAGCAUUUUAUCCAAGAACGCAUGGUCCAGAACCUUAUGAAUGUCAGUCCAGACUACGGAAAGCGGGUUCAGACACUGCUCAAUAAGUACAACGCCGAGGCCCCGAAGAAGCCAGCUGUGCAUGUUUACCACCGUGCAGGUGCCUCUGCUGUUGCCGCCCCCUCCAAGAUGUGAUGCCGUGAAUCUCCACCGGGGAGCGUACCGUGUGCCUGCUUUUGCACUCAAUCCAGCAACAAAAACAAGCGCAUACUCCUUAAAUUCCAAACAAAAGAAAAUGGAAAUAUUUAGUGAUUACAUGCGCAUUUCAGGUCUGUCAAGGAGGGUAACGGCAAGGCUGCUAGAGGAUUUUCCCUCCCAGAAUGCUUCAGUUAAAAUGAUGAAUCUGCAUUUUAAAGUCUGUAAACCUUCUGUCCUUCAACAGCACAUGUAAUCGUUUGUUAACAGCAAUGUAGAAUGGAUGACUUUAGACCAGCGGUGUGACCUCCAUUUAAACAGAGGACAUUAACUAAAUGAAUGUGAACUGUGUCUAAACCCAUGACAACUUUUCCAUGUUGAGAGUGUGUGUGUGUGUGUGUGUGUGUGUGUGUGUGUGUGUGUGUGUGUGUGUGUGUGUGUGUGUGUGUGUGUGUGAGCUUGCUCAGUCCACUCAAUUUAAAAGGUCACAUUAAGAUGUAUUUUCUAUAUUCUAGGGGGCGUCCGGGUAGCGUAGCGGUCUUAUUCCCUUGCCUACCAACACGGGGAUCGUCGGUUCGAGUCCCCGUGUUGCCUCCGGCUCGGUCGAGCAUCCCAACAGACACAAUUGGCCGUGUUGGCGGGUGGGAAACCGGAUGUGGGUCUGUGUCCUGGUCGCUGCACCAGCGCCUCCUCUGGUCAGUCGGGGCGCCUGGGGUGAAUAGCGUGAUCCUCCCACGUGCCAAGUCCCCCUGGUGAAACUCCUCACUGUCAGGUGAAAAGAAGCGGCUGGUGACUCCACAUGUAUGGGAGGAGGCAUGUGGUGGUCUGCAGCCCUCCCCAGAUCAGCAGAGGGGGUGGAGCAGAGACCGGGACGACUCGGAAGAGUGGGGUAAUUGGCCGGAUACAAUUGGAAGGGGGGGGGUAUUUUCUAUUCAAGUCCAGUAACGUGAAUUUAGACAUUUCAAAACCACACGGUAGAAAACAACUUCUUAGCAGCUCUAGUUACCGUUUUGAUCAUCAGUAUUUUUAUUUAAUUCCUCUUCCCGAACUACCUGAAUAAGUUGUACAUUUUUGUUUUAUGUAAAUUCUUAAACACAGUACAAAUGACUUCAACUGAUAUGAUUAUUGUAAUUAGUCGUUCCUCUUACCAGAGAUUCCCAUUAAUCAGGAAAGCAGGAUAUUUCGUCGGUGUUUAACAUGAAGAUUUCUAACGUCCGUCCUCUGAAGCGCAGCUGUACUUAGUGCCUGAGACAUUUUUUAUUUUGUGCUCAAAGCUUGUGAGACAUUUUAAUUCUUUGUCUUAACUGUUUUCCAAUUGCUGCUUCUUCGCAUCAGCUGUAAUCAGAAACUCUGCCCUAAGUUUGUACACUGGCUUCGUCUGUAAUUAAAAGGAACUUUUGCUCCACCGAGCUGGUGGUGAAUCUUAUC